AUGGAAGAAAGCCCCGACGCCCCGGAACCUCCUCGAUCGGUUCAAGACCAGCGUGGUUCCGAAUUGGACUUGUUUGUCCGUCAUAAGCCCGGUCAAUUGCAAAAAAUUCCUGAUUUACGCGCCAAAAUCGAGUCAAUUCUUGCGUCCUUGGACUCAUACUCAACCGCUAUCGAUGAAGGAAAGGGUAUCGCGAGGCACCUGAACGUACCCCUACUCGGCAGCAGAUUGGAAGACAUCAUUGGCGGCUCCUUCAGCAGCCCUUGCCCGCGUAUCGUUGAGACAAAUGGUCCGAUGAAUGACUAUGGAGUUACUCCGGGCUGGGUAGAUCUCAUUCGGGACGCAAGACCUGGCCAGUUCGAACCCCAUGGCAAUGAGAUGUUUCAUUACCGUACGCAAGGCCUGACAAUAGAAAUGAACAAACAUGACCGGGAAGCAGUUUGCUCUCCUGUUUUUCGGAAGAUAUUCUGCUCGGGGCUCCUCCCUGAGGAUCUGAAAGCAGAGCAGGAGACUAUUACUGCCCUGCUAGGCGACAUGUCUGAGCUGGGUAAAGAUAUGAUACAAGCAUUUGCGAAGAUCCAACACGUCGUGAAACAACUCAAAGAUUAUAGCAGCAAUCUCUCGGCUUCGACCGGAAUCGCACCGUCCUCCCCUGAGCCUGUUAGCCAGGGGCCGAUCAUGUCUUCACGGCUUUCAUCUCUCGGAUCUUCAGUUGGGAAUUCGGGGGGUGAAGAGAAUUGCACCUUGCCAAUUGAUGGACCACAAACUCCCCCACCUGAUACCCGACUAGUGCAAACUCAGCAAAUCACGCCGCACCGGGCCCCUGCUGCAUCUGAAAGAGUAACCAUUUGCACAAAGACUGAGGGGGAAGGCGUGCUUCAUUCACAGCCUCGCCACCGCUGGACCAGGGCAGAAAAAACAGCAUAUGCGGACUUUAUGCGUGGCCGAUGUCAUAUGUCCUGGCCAAGGAUAGCAGACGAUUACUGGAAGACCACGGGGAAUCGGGUUAGUGUCAAUUCUCUAAGGCAGCAGGCUAAGCGAAUGGGGAUCCAAGUAGAGUGUGGAAAGCCGGAAAGACCUUCGAAAUCGAGCCGGUCGAGCCGAUCGAGCCCCUUGGUGCUGAAGGUCAACUUCCCUCCGCACUCAGGGAAGUCGGCCAAGAAUGAUCAACAACCAAAUUCCAUCGGAGUUACGCAAGAUGGACACCAUGGGGUGGGCGACAGACUAGAAGCCUCCAAAACGCAUGGGCAUAACACUGAGCCCAAAUACUCCACGCCGAAUUCACCUUACUCACCGCAAGAUAUACCCAUGUCCAACGAUAAGCGCAACCUUCAAACUCAAGGCUCCGGCCAAGAUUCUGCCGGCCAGCUGAACUGGAUAUUAAACUGA
Messenger RNA from Penicillium canescens, 1386 nucleotides. RefSeq lists its product as uncharacterized. Bases 1 to 1386 code for a protein of 461 amino acids. The transcript has 2 exons. The record is from RefSeq and is a predicted model, not a curated record. Lineage: Eukaryota; Fungi; Ascomycota; Eurotiomycetes; Eurotiales; Aspergillaceae.